This is a messenger RNA of Medicago truncatula (barrel medic), 567 nucleotides long. Its product is annotated as putative phytosulfokines 6. The transcript is spliced from 3 exons. Gene Ontology annotation, molecular function: growth factor activity. The coding region runs from base 82 to 357 and encodes 91 amino acids. Gene Ontology annotation, biological process: cell population proliferation. Gene Ontology annotation, cellular component: extracellular region. Lineage: Eukaryota; Viridiplantae; Streptophyta; Magnoliopsida; Fabales; Fabaceae. The record is from RefSeq and is a predicted model, not a curated record.
UGGUACAAACACCAAACUAUCCCUUCUACUUCUACACUUCACAGUCCCAAUCUCAAAACCUUUUUUCUUAUUGAAGUGAACAUGAGGCUAAGUUUUAUCUUUGGAGCUCAAAUCUUUUUCCUUUUCUUUCUACUUUCUUCCUCAAUACUCUUUGCCAGAGAACUUACCAAUGAACAAGGACCAAACACAAAAAUUGAAGUCUCAGGAGAUAGCUUUGUUUUGGAUUUGGAAGGAGAUGAAUCUUUGAAGAUGUUAGGAAUGGAAAAGUGUAAUAUUGAAGAUGAAGAUUGUAUGCAGAGAAGAAUGACUUUAGAAGCUCACCUAGACUACAUCUAUACACAACAUCAUAAGCCUUGAAAUCAUAAAUAUUUUCAUGCUUCAAAGAGAGAAAUAUUAUCUUCUUAAUUUAGCUUUAGACAAUAUAAAGCUAGGAAAUUUGGUAUCCACUGUUUGACGUAAUGUAACUGCUAGAAAGCAUAUAAAGUUUAAACUAAGUUAGAACUUUUAUUAGCUAUAGAUAAGUAGUAUAUGUGAUAAUUAUAAUAAGUUUAUCAAACUCUACAAUAA